Messenger RNA from Physella acuta, 1014 nucleotides. RefSeq names its product circumsporozoite protein-like. The record is from RefSeq and is a predicted model, not a curated record. NCBI's taxonomy places the organism in Eukaryota, Metazoa, Mollusca, Gastropoda, Physidae.
AUGCAUCUCUCUUUGAACUUGUUUGUAUAUUUCUCUGAUCAAAUUGUCAAUACCAACUUCAACACUAACCUCUUCACCAACCUCAUCAUUAACAUCAUAUCUCACCUCAUCACUCACCUCUUCACCAACCUCUUCACCAACCUCUUCACCAACCUCUUCACCAACCUCUUCACCAACCUCUUCACCAACCUCUUCACCAACCUCUUCACCAACCUCUUCACCAACCUCUUCACCAACCUCUUCACCAACCUCUUCACCAACCUCUUCACCAACCUCUUCACCAACCUCUUCACCAACCUCUUCACCAACCUCUUCACCAACCUCUUCACCAACCUCUUCACCAACGUCAUCACUAACCUCAUCACCAACCUCAUCACCAACCUCAUUACCAACCUCAAUACAACCUCAUCAUCAAACUCAUCACCAACCCCAUCACCAAUCCCAUCUCAUCACCAACCUCUUCACCAACCUCAUCAACAACUUCAGCACCAACCUCAUUACCAACCUCAAUACAACCUGAUCAACAACCUCAUCACCAACCUCAUCACCAACCUCAUCACCAACCCCAUCACCAACCCCAUCACCAACCCCAUCACCAACCCCAUCACCAACCCCAUCACCAACCCCAUCACCAACCCCAUCACCAACCCCAUCACCAACCCCAUCACCAACCCCAUCACCAACCCCAUCACCAACCCCAUCACCAACCCCAUCACCAACCCCAUCACCAACCCCAUCACCAACCCCAUCACCAACCCCAUCACCAACCCCAUCACCAACCCCAUCACCAACCCCAUCACCAACCCCAUCACCAACCCCAUCACCAACCCCAUCACCAACCCCAUCACCAACCCCAUCACCAACCCCAUCACCAACUCCAUCACCAACCCCAUCACCAACCCCAUCACCAACCCCAUCACCAACCCCAUCACCAACCCCAUUACCAACCUUUAUUCUCAACAUCGCUCAAGUAAGACCUUUUUCAUGAAAUUCACAACUGUGCAAAUAUUUUAG